Trichoderma asperellum CBS 433.97 is the source of this 1536-nucleotide messenger RNA. RefSeq lists its product as uncharacterized. The record is from RefSeq and is a predicted model, not a curated record. Lineage: Eukaryota; Fungi; Ascomycota; Sordariomycetes; Hypocreales; Hypocreaceae.
CUAAUGAAUCGAUAUGGGCUCGGGAAUGAAGCGAGCUUGAAGCUGCUAGUAAUUCGGAUUAUUUUUUUGCUCAAGAGCGUUGGAGGAGCGGAAAUGGGGCCGUUUUGGGGGCGAGGAUAAACCGCGAAAAGGUGCCCUUUUUCUCGUACGAUUGGGGGCAUUUGAUCGAUCCUUUUCUUCUGCAUCACGUCCAUCUGGUGAUAUUUUUUCCUCUGAUCGCCCUUUUUCUCUCCUCUACUGUCUACUUCUCACUAUACACUCCAUUCCUCCCGUCAGCAGCUGACAUCUGCAUCAUCCUCAUCGCCCAUCGUCAUCAUCGUUUCAAAAUGGCCCCUCUGGCACAGGCCGUGACUGUGUCUCUCGAAGACCUCCAGAAUGGAAAUGUCUCCUUUGAGACUUUGCAGGAAGCUUUUGGCCCUGAUUCCCUUGGCAUCUUAGUGGUCAAGAACGUGCCGCAGGAGUUUGCGCAGCUGCGCCAUGUCGCGUUAUCAUAUGGAUCUUAUUUGGGUAACCUACCCAAGGAGGAGCUAGACAAGCUGGAAAAUGCCAAAGCCAAGUACCUGACCGGCUGGUCUCUGGGCAAGGAGACGCUCAAGAAUGGCCAGGCCGACACCUUCAAGGGCUCCUACUACGCCAACUGUGCCUUUUACGUCAACCCCAGCCUGGACUGUGCCGAGCCCACGGCAGAGUUCUCGCCGGAGACGUUCCCCGAGUACCUCUCGCCCAACAUCUGGCCGGCAGAGAACGUGCUCCCCGGCAUGAAGCCGGCAGUGACCAGCCUCUGCCGUCUCAUCAUCGACGUUGCCGUGCUGGUGGCGCGCGCCUGUGACCGCUUUGCCGAGCAGGAGAUCCAGGGCUACCCCAAGGGCUACCUGGAGCACGUCGUCAGCACGUCCAACACCACCAAGGCGAGGCUGCUGCACUACUUCCCCCAGGGGGCGUCCGACGCGGCGUCGACGGCGGCAGAGGGCGACGAGGACGACUGGUGCGGCACCCAUCUCGACCACGGCUGCUUGACGGGCCUCACGUCGGCCAUGUUCAUCGACGAGAAGCAGGUCAGCCCUGCGGUGCCAAGCGCGGCGGACAUUACAAGCCUCAACGGCGCCUCGCUGCCCCCUCUGCAAGAGCUGCCUGCGUCGCCCGACGCCGCGGCCGGCCUGUACAUCAAGUCUCGAACGGGCGAGACGGUGCAGGUCAAGAUCCCGCGUGACUGCAUCGCGUUCCAGACGGGCGAGGCCCUCGAGCGCAUCACGGCGGGCAAGUUCAAGGCGGUGCCGCACUUUGUGAGGGGGGUAAGGGCGAGUGUCAGCGAUGGAAGGGUAGCUAGGAACACGCUGGCGGUGUUUACGCAGCCCAACUUGGGUGAGGAGGUGGACAUUGAGCAGCACUUGACGUUUGGAGAGUUUGCGAGAGGUGUCGUGACGAAGAAUACAGUUUCUUAGACUGAUGGGGGGGUUUUUUUUUUGGGUCUAGACUAGGACAAUGAGAAAGAAAAAAAAAAGUUGAAAUGAUACGAUGUAGGCAUCUGUGGUGUGG